Molecule: messenger RNA, 200 nt
Organism: Mesoplodon densirostris (Blainville's beaked whale)
Lineage: Eukaryota; Metazoa; Chordata; Mammalia; Artiodactyla; Ziphiidae
Product: cytochrome c oxidase assembly protein COX14-like
Exons: 1
Coding region: 1-174 (57 amino acids)
Biological process (GO): mitochondrial respiratory chain complex IV assembly
Cellular component (GO): mitochondrion
Source: RefSeq, a predicted model, not a curated record
AUGCCAACGGCCAAGCAACCAGCCGACACUGGCUACGAGACCUCCUCCACCUCCACGGUGCCCCUCACUGCUGACGGCAGCUACCUCUGCAGUGCCCCAGCCUACCACUAUUGCGAGCGGCGCAGCUCCCAGCGCCAGGCUGCAGAAGAACAGAAGACCUCGCGAGUCCCGUAGAGCUGGGGGGCUUUUUUCCUCGAGCA